This is a messenger RNA of Aspergillus uvarum CBS 121591, 891 nucleotides long. RefSeq names its product MRX complex DNA-binding subunit. NCBI's taxonomy places the organism in Eukaryota, Fungi, Ascomycota, Eurotiomycetes, Eurotiales, Aspergillaceae. Gene Ontology annotation, molecular function: single-stranded telomeric DNA binding; G-quadruplex DNA binding; ATP hydrolysis activity. Gene Ontology annotation, biological process: telomere maintenance via recombination; double-strand break repair; chromosome organization involved in meiotic cell cycle. Gene Ontology annotation, cellular component: Mre11 complex; condensed nuclear chromosome. The coding region runs from base 1 to 891 and encodes 296 amino acids. The record is from RefSeq and is a predicted model, not a curated record. The transcript has 6 exons.
AUGGCUGGGCUGGGUUGGGUCCGGGCUCUCCAUGACGGGAAUCCGGCGUACUUUGUGAACAGUCAAAAGUGCCCCGUCAAUUCUCCAACCUUGAUGCCAUCAGGCUGUUUAACGGCUCUCGUAGACAGCCCAAGAUCGAAGAUAGAUAAGCUUUCGAUUCUGGGUGUCCGCUCGUUCGAUAAUACCCGCAGCGAGACUAUCCAGUUUCAUACGCCGCUUACGUUAAUUGUUGGGUAUAAUGGUUCGGGAAAGACGACGAUUAUUGAAUGUCUCAAGUAUGCGACCACCGGUGAUCUUCCGCCGAACAGCAAGGGUGGUGCAUUCAUCCACGAUCCGAAGUUGUGCGGCGAAAAGGAGGUGCUGGCGCAGGUCAAGCUGUCCUUCAAAGCGACCUCGGGCGCCAAGAUGGUGGCGACGCGGAGUCUCCAGCUGACGGUGAAGAAGACCACGCGGCAGCAGAAGACGCUGGAGGGCCAGCUGCUGAUGGUCAAGGACGGCGAGCGGACGGCCAUCUCGUCGCGGGUGGCGGAGCUGGACCAGAUCCUGCCGCAGUACCUGGGGGUGUCGAAGGCGAUCCUCGACUCGGUCAUCUUCUGCCACCAGGACGAGAGCCUGUGGCCUAUGAGCGAGCCGUCCGUGCUCAAGAAGAAGUUCGACGAGAUCUUCGAGGCGAUGAAGUACACCAAGGCGAUCGACAACAUCAAGCAGCUGCGCAAGAAGCAGAACGAGGAGCUGGCCAAGUACAAGAUCAUGGAGCAGCACGCCAAGGAGGACAAGGAGAAAGCCGACCGCGCCGAGAAGCGCUCCAUCAAGCUGCAGGACGAGAUCGAGGACCUGCGUGCCGAGACCCAGCAGCUCUCUCAGGAGAUGCGCCGCAGGGCAAGCGCAUAG